Molecule: messenger RNA, 1094 nt
Organism: Zymoseptoria tritici IPO323
Lineage: Eukaryota; Fungi; Ascomycota; Dothideomycetes; Mycosphaerellales; Mycosphaerellaceae
Exons: 2
Coding region: 124-873 (249 amino acids)
Biological process (GO): clathrin coat assembly; clathrin-dependent endocytosis; intracellular protein transport
Cellular component (GO): plasma membrane; clathrin coat of coated pit; clathrin coat of trans-Golgi network vesicle
Molecular function (GO): structural molecule activity; clathrin heavy chain binding
Source: RefSeq, a predicted model, not a curated record
ACUUCCUCCAUACCUAUCAACUGACUUCGAGAUUGCACUGAAGCCCGUUCCAUUACCUCAGCUCCACACAUAUAGCCUCGAGACGCGAACCAAAUCGACGACGGAAGAUCAGGCACCGCGAACAUGGCGGACAGGUUUCCUUCUCUCGACGACUUUGACGCUGGCAAGACAGAGGCGACUGGCCAGUCCUCACUCGACGCCCUCGACAGCGAAGAACCCUCCGACUUCCUUGCCCGCGAACGAGCAGCACUAGGAGAGGAUGCUGAGCUAUUCGCAUCAAGUGCCGACAACACUGCCACAGUCGCCGAUGCCGAUGAUGACGACGACGAUGAUCUUCUGGGUGGAGGUGGUGGAAGCAGCAACCAUGACAUGAACGGUGCGAUGGACGAUUUCGAAUCAUCAUUUCCGGCGGUCGACACGUCCAAUGAAGCAGUCGCACCAGGUGGCAGUAUUACUGGCUCUACGACCCUUCCAUACCAGUCAUCCACCUACGUCGACGAGGCUGAGCCUGAGGUUCUACGGGAAUGGCGCGAACGUCGCGAUCUUCAAAUUCAGCAUCGCGAUGAGGUGUCGGCUGGAAAGAAGGCGGAGACUGUGAAAGCUGCCCAGCAGGCAGUGGAUGAAUUCUACGAGAACUACAACAACCGCAAGGACAAGCAAAUCGCGCAGACGAGGAAGGAGGCAGAGGAGUUUUUGAAGAACCGGGAGGACACCACAAGCGGAGGCACGAGCUGGGAGAGAAUUGCCAAGCUGGUGGAUUUGAGUGGUAAGGGGACAUCGGGAGGUGCGGCAGGUAGUGGCAAGGCGAAAAUGAGGGAGCUGUUGGUGAACUUGAGGAAGGACGAGAAGGCGCCAGGUGCUACUGGGUAUUGAGGGAGGAGAGUGUACUAUGAGAGCGCCUGAGUAAUGGAGUCUGCGAUCGUGUCAAUGUCGCGGAAAAGAUUGGCUAGCAGAAGAGUCACGAACAAGCGUCCUCUCGAGAAGCAGACGAGUAUGCUUGCAAUCACCACAAACUUGGUAGUAGAAUGUGGUCAGUCUGGUGUCUCGCGACCGUAGCCUAGCCACGACAGCGACGACACAGCCAGAUGAUCCAG